CGACUGGGAAGACUGGCUUCCAGGGUCAGGGCAGCUGGCACGGCAGGCUCCUGGGGAGGCAGGAGGCUCCUCCAGUACCAACCAGGCUGUGACACAGCUUCUCGGGGAACCGGGCUGUUGUGAGGCAGUGUGUAGUAAUACAUCAGCGUCUUCUCCCAUGGCAGCAAUCUGUGCACAGCACUCCCAGACCCCCCAGGGGGCGUAUUUCCAGGAACUCCCAGAGGGCGCUUUCUAGAAAGUUCCACCUGAGAGGCGUUACUGCCGUUGUGUGAGGUGCUCGACGGGCUCCUGGAACAAGGAAAUGAUGACUGAUAAAGCAGAGGAGUCUGCUGUUGUGCCCCAAAGCCAAAAGAAACAUCCUGGGAAACCCAUCACUCCUCCUCCGUCUAAGAAAAUGCAGAGGAUGGCACUGCUGUCAGUGAAAGAGGAAGGAGAGGGAACAUCCCACCCCGGAGGCUCAGCCAUGACCUUGGAAGAUGUUGACCCCAAGGUCACGGCAAUGUCUGUGUCGGGAGAUGUGCCAGAUAAACUGCCAAUACCAAUAGUGAUCAAUAUGGAAGUCAAAGAGCAGUUGAAGAAGGAAAUUCGAGAGUUUGGAGGACAAUAUGAAAAAAUCCUCAAAUUGCUUGAAGGAGUACAAGGACCUCCAGAACUGCAGAGAAAGUUUGUGAUAUAUGCCAUGAAGCAAGCAGCAAAAGUCCAAAGACAAGACCUAAUCGGUCACCUUCAGGAGGUACUAGACAAACUAGAAUUGGACCACUUUCUCAAGAAAGAUACUCACACCCACAACUUAUAAACUUAUUAUGGAAAUGAUCAAUGAGAAAGCAGAACCAGGUGGCUGUCCUGGAUGCAAUUUGAUAUUGUUGACGCCUCCUGGCAUGAGUUCACUCUGAAAAUUGUUUUCUUGAGGCUAAGCAAAAGCAUUGCAACUUGAAUGUUAUAAGUUUCUGUUAUUAAAACCUGGGCUUUUGCCCUAAGUAUUUAGUUUGAA
Canis lupus familiaris (dog) is the source of this 991-nucleotide messenger RNA. RefSeq names its product cancer/testis antigen family 45 member A8-like. Bases 302 to 796 code for a protein of 164 amino acids. The record is from RefSeq and is a predicted model, not a curated record. NCBI's taxonomy places the organism in Eukaryota, Metazoa, Chordata, Mammalia, Carnivora, Canidae. The transcript has 6 exons.